AUGGUGGAUAAUAAUAUUAUUGAAAAAGUUAAAGAUGAAGUAGAAAAAGUAGAUGAACCAAUAAAAUCUAAAAACCCUCAAGAAAAUGUAUAUAAAAGAACAUAUGAAAAUAUUGGAAAUUCUUCAAGAAGAAGUAAACCAUUAGACAUUAAUUUAGAGACACUUUUAAACGACAAUAAAAAAAAAACUGUAAAAAAAAUAAAAAAAGAAGAUAAAAGUGAUAUCAAUAGUAGUAGUAAUACAAUUAAAAUCAAUGAAGAAGUAUCAGAAUUAAAACCCACAAAAACAGGAUUAAAUGAUUCAACUAAUGAAAUAGAAUCUGAAAAAAAAGAUACACCAUCAACUUCAACUUCAAUCACUUCCACCAAUUCCACAACAACCUCAACAACAACAACACCACCAAUAUCAAAUGUAAUAUCAGUAGAUUCUACAGAUAAUGAAGAUUACCAACCAAAAAAAGAAAUUAAAAAGAAAAACAAUAAAAAAGUAAAAAAUAAAAAAUCAAAAGAAGAAGAAUGUAUAAUAAUAAAUGAAAAAAAAGAGAUCAAUAUUGACCAAGAGGAAGAGGACCAGCCUACACAAGAGGUUGAUUAUUCAAUUACAAAUUCAUCAUCAUCAUUAAUAUCACCAACAAAAUCAAAUUCAAUAUUAAAUAUAAAAGUGAUAGCAUCAAAAACAGAAGAAACAACAGUUAAACCAAUCAAACCAAGGUUAGUAAUUAGAAAUGAACUUGAAAUUAGAACAAAACAUUUAAAUGAUUAUGAAUGGGGUAAAAAAAUGAAUGAAGUUAUGGGAUUGGAUAAUACACAAAUACCAUCAACAUUGAAAGCUUCAUUUAGAAAUCGUAGUGGUGGUAGUUUUUUAAAAGCAUUAGCUAUGGCAAAAGAUUACUUGGAAAGAAAUAAUAAACAAAUUAAAAGAGAUAUAUCAUUUUUAAAUACUGAUCCCGAGAUUGGUAAUGAAGAUGAUGAAUUUAUAGAUUUAGAAAAUGAUAGUGAUAAUAAUAAUAAUGAUGAUUUAGAUGAUUUAAAUGAAAUUGAAGAUUUAAAUAAAAUAUCAGAUAAUAGUGAUGAAGAUGAAUAUGAAGAAGAAUUAGAAGAAGAGGAUCAAGAGGAACUAGUAGAAGAUGGUGAUGAAGAUGAAGCACUUUUAGAAAAAGAAGCAGAUGACGAAGAUGAUUUUAAAGAAAUUGGUAGUGGUGGUGGUGGUGGUGGUGUUAUUGAUGAUAUAAUAAAAAAUACACCAACUAAAAAACAAUCACAAAAAGGUGUUGAUUUUAAUUCAUCAAUUGUAUUAGAUGAUAAUGAUGAUAUGGUUGGUGGUAAUAGUGGUAAUAAAAAUGAAAUAGUAAUAGAUUUAGAUGACGAUAACAACAACAACAACAACAACAACAACAACAACAACAACAACAACAACAACAACAACAACAACAACAACAACAACAACAACAACAACAACAAUAACAACAACAACAACGGUAAUACUACCACACCAAUAAAACCAACUAAAAUAACACCAACAAAAACAAAACAAUCACCUCAAUUAAAGAGUAAAUCACCAUUAUCAAAAUCAGUAUCACCAGUAUCAUCAUCAACAAAGAAAGUUAAAAAACAACAAAUUGUAGAGUUAGAAUCAUCUGAUGAUGAUUUGGAUGAUUUACUUAAACCAACUAUUAUGGAUUCAUUAUUUAAAGGAUUUGAUUAUACAACUUCAAAAAAAACUACAACAACAACUACCACCACCACCACUACCACCUCAACCUCACUUAACAACAACAACAACAACAACAACAACAAUCAUAAUAAUGAUAAUGAUGAUGAUAGUGAAGAGUCAAUUAAAAGAUUAAUUGAUAGAUCAUUAGAUGAUUUAGAUAGUAAAAGAUUAAUUGAUUUUAGAACACCAUCAAGAUCAAAUUCAACCACAACAACUACAACAACAACAACUAAUAAUAAUAAUAAUAAUAAUAAUAAUAAUAAUAAUAAUAAUAAUAAUAAUAAUAAUAAUAAUAAUAAUAAUAAUAAUAAUAAUAAUAAUAAUAAUGAAUCAAUUGAAAUUGAUAAUGAUGAUGAUAAAGAUUGGUUUAAAGAUAUUAAUAAAAGAUUAGUAACAAAUUAUAAUAAUCAAGGAGAUUCAAAAGAAUGGUUAUUAUUAUUGAAAUCAAUUGAUCAAUGUCCAUUAUUGAUUGAUACGAAAUGUAAAAAUAUUAUUAAUGGAGAGAAAUUAUAUUUUAGAUAUGAACCUGAAAAAUUACCAAAAUCAUUUUUACCAAAGACUGAAAAUAGAUUACCAUUCACAUGCUAUUCACAAGAGAGUAAAGAGUUUUAUGGGUUUUUGGGAUUUCCAAGUGUUGAUUUAAAUGCAUUAAUAUUACCAUUAAUUAGAAAGAACUAUAUUAGAUUGGGUGGAACUGCAAUAUUGACAAGUUAUACUCAAGGUAGAAUUCAAGGUUAUUCAUUGGUAGAUAUUUAUUAUUCACAUGAGGGUCAAAUCAUUGAUAGAGUCGAUAGAACUACACCAAAUGUAAUUGAUGAAAGUGAUUUCAUCGAUAGUCAAUAUAUUAAAGUUUGUAGAAAAUUAUUAGAUUGUUUACUCCUUGGUCCUUCACAAUUUCCAAAUAUUUUAAAUGGCGAUGGUAAUAGUGGUAAUGGUGGUGGAAAUAAAAAUGAAAUUAAUCCAAGAGAUUUAUUUGUAAAGAAAGCAUUAUUAACAACUGAGGCACCAGAUUCACUAAAGAGUCAAUUGAAACAUCAUCAAAAGGAAGGAUUGUGGUGGAUGCUUGGUCGUGAACAAAAACCAUUUAUAACUUAUAAUAUGUCGGUUGAAGAGUAUUGGAGGCUUUAUAAAACUUCACCAAUAGUCGGUGAAGCUGCAAGUGUGGAAUUCUAUUACAAUUGCAUUUGUGAUAAGAUCAGUUUAACACCACCAAAGAGUAAACAUAAGAUAGCUGGUGGUUUGCUUUGUGAUGAAAUGGGUCUUGGUAAAACCGUUAUGUCUAUAGCAUUAAUUAUGUCAAAUCAUCCAGUUUUUUCAACACAUAGACAACAAAAAGAAGCAUACGAUGAAAUCAAAGACCAAUUAAGGAAUAGAAAUCAACAGUUACGUAGUUUUCAAAAGUCUGUACCAAAACCAAAAGCAACAUUAAUAAUAUGUCCGCCAUCAUUGGUCAGCCAAUGGAAAUCGGAAAUAAAGAAGCAUUUAAAACCAGACUAUUUCAAUAAAUUGGAAAUUUUUGAAUAUCAUGGUGCUAAUCGUAAGAAAAAACUAUCAGGUGUCGAUUUGAAUCUUAUGGAUAUUGUAAUCACUACACAUAAUACUUUUGGUAUUGAAUUCAAGAAAUAUGAAGAGGAUAUGCAAAGUGCAUACACUAACAAUGCCAAUGGCAAUGAUGGGUCCAUUCCAUUGCCUGCACUACUCACAAUUCAUUGGUGGAGAGUUAUCAUUGAUGAGUCGCAAGUUUGUAAAAUCAAAACAUUAAUCUUUAAAGGGUUACAAAAUUUAGAUGCAAUUCAUAAAUGGUGUUUAUCAGGUACACCCAUUUCAAAUUAUUUAGAUGACAUUUAUCCAUCAUUACAUUUUUUAAAUUGUUAUCCAAUAGCUCAAGAUUUAAAAACUUGGAGAAAAUUAAUUGAUCGUCCAAAGAAUUUAGAACUAUUAAAGAAAGUUAUUAAUCCAAUCCUAUUACGUCGUGAAAAAUCUGAAAUUUUAGAUUUCAAAUUACCAAAGAAAAAUAAAGAAAUUGUUUAUUUAGAUUUUAAUGAAAAUGAAGCUGAUGAUUAUGAUACACUUUUCUCUGUUGCUCAAGAAACUUUACAAAAAAUUAGUUGUAGAGGUGGUAUUUUAAAAAAUUAUGCAACUGUUUUAGCAUUACUUUUAAGAUUAAGACAAUGUUGUGAUCAUUUUCAUUUAAUUAGACAUAUUGAUACAAGUACUGAUGUAAUUUGUAAUUCAUGUAAAGAUAUUGCAGUAAAUCCAGUAAAGAAUCAUUGUGGUCAUGAUUUUUGUUUAGAUUGUUUUGAAGAUUUGGUUAGAAAUCCAGAUAAUAAUAAUAAUAGAGUUUCAUUAUGUCCAGAAUGUGAUUCUGAAUUAAUUUUACAAGAUAAUACAAAUGGUGAUGAUAGUAAUAAUAAAAACAAUGGUAAAUCAAUUAAAAAAAUAGCAAAUCUUAAUAAUUCAAAGAAAAGUAAAACAAAUUUGUCAAAAAAGAGUCAAUAUUUAGAUAUUGAAAGACAAGAUCAAUUAUAUAAUCAAACAGAAAGACAAUUUCAAAAUGAAUUACAUAAUAGAUUAAAUCAAUUGAUUGAAAGACAAAGAGAGAAUCAAGAAGCCAAGCAAAUGAGUAAAAUCGAUUCACUUUUUUCAACAAAGGUUAAAACAUUGUUGGGUGAUAUUCAAAAUGAUUUAAUAGAUAAUGAAGAUAAUGCAGAUGAAAAAUGUUUAAUCGUUAGUCAAUGGACGUCAAUGUUGGAUUUAAUAGAGGAAUCGUUGAAGCAGAAUCAUUGGGUAAAGAAUACACAUUAUGUGCGUUACGAUGGCAGAUGCUCUCAUCAACAAAAGGAUAAAGCAAUUAAACAAUUGAAUGAGGAUGACGAUGUUAGAGUGAUGUUAGUCUCUUUAAAGAGUGGUGGUGUUGGUUUGAAUUUAACUCGUGCCAAUAGGGUCUAUAUGGUCGAUCCUUGGUGGAAUGAGGCAAGUGAAGUUCAAGCAGAGGGUAGAGUUCAUCGUAUUGGUCAAACUAGAGAAGUCUUUGUAAAGAGAUACAUUAUGAAUAAUUCAAUUGAAAUUAGAAUUUUAGAAUUACAAGAAUCAAAGAAUGAAAUUGCAAAUGCACUAUUAAGUGAUGAUUAUGAUCCAACAAAACCAUUCAAAAACUUUAAACUUAAUGUUGAAGAUAUUAAAUUAUUAUUUAAAGGUUUUAAAAAAUAA
Dictyostelium discoideum AX4 is the source of this 4923-nucleotide messenger RNA. RefSeq names its product SNF2-related domain-containing protein. The transcript is spliced from 2 exons. The record is from RefSeq and is a predicted model, not a curated record. The coding region runs from base 1 to 4923 and encodes 1640 amino acids. Lineage: Eukaryota; Evosea; Eumycetozoa; Dictyosteliales; Dictyosteliaceae. Gene Ontology annotation, molecular function: nucleotide binding; metal ion binding; hydrolase activity.